AGUCAUGAUGGAAUUGCCGUUAUUUGUCAAGAAUGACUGCAGCAUCUACACCGAGCUGCAGUAUCUUUUGAUAUUCGUUCAGACUGACAUAUGGAAUCUGUUACUGAAAGGCUGUAUUGGCAGGCACAUAGCACUCUGCAGUGCUCUGCUUUUUAAUUAGAUUUUGUUUCAUGUUUCCAACCCCUUUCCUAUAAAUGGUUAUCGCCAGUAAACGGCAGAUAUAAAUUAUUUACGAAGCACACUGAGAAGGUCUGAAAGGCUGCAAGGAAGUUGCAACAGCAGUCAUUAGGUCCGUUGCAUGCUCGGAAGAUGGAGAAAUUUAAGACCCUGCUGAAUUUUGUUCUCAGGCAGCACACUACACUGGGCUACAGCUUUCUGGCUUUAGCAACUGCUGGAGGGGAACAACUGUUCUCUGUUGUUGUGUUCAGUUGUCCCUGUAACUCAUGGAAUUUCAUCUACAGCAUGGUUUUUCUUCUUGUCCCAGCCCUGGUUUUAUUCCUACUGGGCUAUUUCAUAAGCAACCGAACAUGGAAGCUGUUUACUGGCUGCUGCAUCAAUCAAGCUAAACGAUGCUCUAAAAGGAUCACUUUGCGUGGCAUAAAGAUUUUUGUGCAAAUCACCAUGGGAGUUUUAGUAGCCCCAGUAACGUGGAUUUGUGUUGCGUUGCUGAAUGGAAUGAUCUAUGAAUGUGGUAUGUCUGGCUCCUACAACAAUUACUUAAACACAUUCUGCAGUAACUCUUCCGACAAAAAAUGCCAUCAAAACCUUUAUUAUGUGCCCUGUGGUCAUUCAUCUUUGCCUCAGUCCACCCAAACUGAUAUUCGCCAACUACUUCAUGCACAGUCCCAGAUAAUCGGAUGGAGCUUGAUAGCAGCCAUCACAGUAUUUGCCUUGGCCUCCACCUGCAUUGUACGCUGCUGCUCUCCAGUCAGCUUCCUCCAGUUGCAGUUUUGGAAAACCUACAAGGAAAAAGAGAACGAAGUGCUGGAGAAGAAAUCGGUUGAACAUGCUAAAGAAAUGGCAGAGAGAAAUGUGAAGAGUUUCUUCGAAUCCGUUGCACCAAAGGCGUUCAAAACUCCAAGCAGAGUGGCAUGGGAGGAGAUUUCUAUGCUGUAUAACUACAGCGAAACUGACCAAUACUACAGCACUAUACAUAAAUAUGCAGAAAAGAAGGUCGGAAACACCCAUGUGUCAUCUACCUUUGUCAAUGUGGACGUACCUGCUGUGCUGGACUUUGUUGAUGGGAGCAAAUAUCCAGCUGACUCCCAUAUUUGAACUAACGCUCAGAUGAGAGCAUCUGCAGUAAAUUUAAGCUUUGCCUGGGGCCUCAAAUGUUUGUAUGCCAAAAGUAAGCAACAAUAUUCGUUUAAAUGGUGCCUUUAAUGCUACUUUGAAUGUGGAUUAUUUUUUUAACAAUUCAUAAAUUUACGUAGAAAAUCUUUUUUUGAGAAAUAAUUUUACCAUCGAAUAUGGGCUGACUCUGAAUGGGAGCUACCAGAGGAAAUGAAGCAGGACUCCUCUACCUUGUUGCAGAAGGUUACCGUCAUAUGUUAAUUCAGACAAAAAAUUAUAAAGAGAGAAUAUCAUGAAAGCUUAUUGUUAAAUUUUCAUAUCUUCCAGUUCUCAUGUUUGAUGUAAACAAUUAUUGGAUGAUUUAUAUACUUACUUAAAUGCUUAAAAGCAUUGCAUACUUAAACUCUCCCUUCACUAACAUGUUCAAUGUUCUAGUGAGAAUACUAAAGAGUAAAUUAAGAUAAGAAUUAUUUCCAUCAGUGAGCUGCGAUUGAGUCAAUGAUAGUCCCAUUUGUAACACUGAUAAAUCAACCUUAUCUGCACAUUAUUUGAUGAUGUCUUGAAUUGAUUUUAUUAGUCAAAUGCAUUUGGAUCAGGGUUUUACCACUGCUGCUAGAUAGGUGGAUGGAUAUUCAUAAAUCAGAGCAUGUGAACAGAUUUAUUAGAUGUACUCCAAGCUUGAAUUAUUCCCUUAUCAUGUAUCUAUACACUGUAAAUGGCUUGAUUGUUAUCGUAUUGUCUUUCCGCUAACUGGUAGGCACACAACAAAAACUUUUCACUGUACCUCGGUACACGUGACAAUAAACUAAACCAAACUAAACUUGAGGGUUUGAGGCCCUCAAGGCAAAAUGGUUGUAAGCCUCGGGUCCAAUUCAUGCAUUACUAAAUAGUAAUUGCUAAAAUAAUGUUUCUAGAUUGCACACUGAACCUGAUGGAUAAGGUUCAUAUGUUGUGUAGAUGUCCUAAUUCCAAGGAAUCAUGAUUGAAGGGAAUGAGAUGGAUGGAAACCCAAUUUAUCUCGUGUGACCAUCCGUCGAGAUCAAAUUAAAUGAAGAUCGAAUGAACCGUAAUUGAGACUGCUGAAUCACUGUACCAUGUGUCAAGAUUCAGUUAAUCCACAUGUAUUUGAUAGCAUUUCUGUAACGAGAUAGCCACAAUGGGCACAGAUGGCAUUAUAAUCAACCUGGAACCACAUCUCCAGCUAAAUUGUUUUCUCUGCAAAUGAAGGCUAAAGGGAUUUUUUGUUUUACAAAAGGGAAAAAUCCACAAUUAUAAUCCCUUAAUUUAUUAGAAAGCCAUUGUCUUUCAAACGGGACUGAUGGGACCCAGUGCAUUGGUAAGAUCUUUCUGCCUUGAAAUGAUCACCUCUGUUAUAUAACUAGGCAAAUGCCCAUUGAUGAAACCCACACCAGUCAGUGCACUACAUGGUCUCCUUUGAGGUAAGUACUUGGAACUCUACAGCAAAUUGCAGAAUUGAAGAUCCUUUGUAUUUCAACAUUUUGUUUGCAAUUAACUAUAGCAGGGAGGCAACACAAAAGUAUUUUUAAUAGAUUUAUAUUAUAGUCUCAGACGACCAAAAAUAUCUUAAUCCAAAUAUCGAAAAAAGAUGGAACCAAAAUAUAAAAGGUGACCCAAAAGUCUGAAGAAGGGUCUCGACCCGAAACGUCACCUAUUCCUUCCCUCCAUAGAUGCUGCCUCACCCGCUGAGUUUCUCCAGCAUUUUUAUCUACCCAAAAGUACAUAGCACUUUUUGCCAGAUAAGCUUUUUUUUGCACCUUUUAUCUCCUAUUAAUUUAUUCAAUUAACUUUGAUUCUAAAUUAGAUUAUAUUUUAUCACAUCAAUUUACUGAGUAAAAACUGCAGCAAUAUUUUUAUUGAUAUGAUGUUAACAUAUACUUUAUAAUUUCAAGCAUACAUUUUUCAAAAUGCUUUCAUUGUUAAUAUUUGUAGUACCUAUAGGAGAAAAAAAAUCAGAAAUGUAUAUAUUUAUAAUACAAAAUAGAUUUUAGUUUUAUCAGGUAAAAGCUUUAAGCCGAAGAAAAUUGGUGAAAAUUUCCUCACACUUACUCUGCACCUUCAACUCAUCGGAAUCAUAAAAAGAGUUACAAAGCAAAAAACAGCACAGGAGCUGCCCUGACAAUUUGUGGCUGUAAUGCUGAUAUAAACCUGACAUUCUAAUGUGAAUUACAAUGUCAUUUGUUUUCUCCCUACUACACAAAAUAGUAAUAUAUUAUUCUAUCGGAUGGUAAGGUAAAAUUUAUAAACAUGUGGAAGCAAAAAAAGUCAAUGUUUAUUUAGAAAUAUAAUUUUUUGAUGUGUUAAUGUAUGACACAUGUGAAUAAGAACAUUUGUACGUUUUUUUAAACAAGUUAUAUUGCUUGGCUGUCAUUCUAUUUAUCAAUUUACUACAUCUUCAUUUAUGGAACUACAAGUGUUAUAUAGGAAUAUAGAGGCAAAAUAUGUUAUUUUCUACAGACCAUAAGAUUGUUUUGUUAAUAUUUACUGACAAUGUUCAUUCUUUCGUGUUAUUAGUAAAUAAAAAAUCA
Amblyraja radiata (thorny skate) is the source of this 3839-nucleotide messenger RNA. RefSeq names its product calcium homeostasis modulator protein 6-like. Gene Ontology annotation, cellular component: plasma membrane. NCBI's taxonomy places the organism in Eukaryota, Metazoa, Chordata, Chondrichthyes, Rajiformes, Rajidae. The transcript is spliced from 2 exons. The record is from RefSeq and is a predicted model, not a curated record. Gene Ontology annotation, molecular function: monoatomic cation channel activity. The coding region runs from base 310 to 1275 and encodes 321 amino acids.